Molecule: messenger RNA, 2266 nt
Organism: Owenia fusiformis
Lineage: Eukaryota; Metazoa; Annelida; Polychaeta; Sabellida; Oweniidae
Source: the annotation of a GenBank genome assembly
GGAACACAUUUUGAAACAUGGACAUGAAAGUUUAUAAAAAUGGCAGAAAACCUUAUAUUUUAUAGUGCAGUUCCAGAGAAUUGGACAAACAAAUACAAAAGGGAUGACACAUAAAGCAAGGGAUAACAAUAAGGUCAGUUCUAAUAAAGCUUACUGUAAUUCUGUAACUGAAGGCCUGCAGUUAAAUGUUACCAUCAGUUGGACUUUCCUUGCUAAAUAAAUUGCUCUCUGGAUUUCUGAAUUGAAUCAGUGCUACCAAAAGGAAAGAACAGACAAAAUGACAGAAGAGAUAUCCAAAGCAGAAAAGAAGUACAGUGAGAAAACCUUGGCUGAGAAGUAUAACGAGGUCCUGAGCAAGAAAAAAAAUUUCAAAGUCUCUCCUGAAGAUGUCAAUGGACUGGCACCAGUAUGGUUCAUCAUAAUAAUGAUUUGCGUGUUAUAUAUAGGACAAUUAUACAUUGUCCCUGUUGUGAAUGCAACCUACCAGCUGUCUUUUAGUAGUGAGUGUUUCUUCUAUUGGAUUUUAUACUCUGCAUUCUUUGAGUUGCUGGUAAACUGGUAUUAUAUACGCAAUGUAGGAAAUAUAUAUGGACAUGCACAUGCAGUUAAAAAGGAUGAUAACCAUGUGCAUAUUAGUGAGGUUAAUGUAUCUGAUAAAGGUCAAAAUCAAUGGACAAUAGAUGGCAGAGACAUGGCACAGACAGAGAAACUUGAACCAACAGAGAAAAAAGAUACUGAAAAGAAUAAAGAAUCAUUGGUAUAUAAACGCUUUAAAGGAGAUGGUCAGAUCUAUGCUGUGAAAAUGCCUACAAAUGGAGCUAAAUCUAAACAAACAGUCAUGUACUCAUACUGGUCAUGGAAGCCAUGUUUAAUAUGCCAAUAUAAUGUUCCACCAAGAGCUCAUCACUGCCCACUGUGUAAAGUAUGCAUUCUGAAACAUGAUCACCAUUGUUACUUCACAGGUCGAUGCAUUGGACUGAACAACCAACGUCACUUUAUUGUUUUUACAUUCUGGGCAAUACUUGGGAGUGCCAUAUACCUAGCAUACACUCUGUUUUAUUCAUACAUUAUGAUCUGCCACCUUGGAGAAUUAUCUUGGAUUGAUAUCUUUCUACCUGCUACAUUUGUCCGUUGGUGUAUGGGAUAUACUGCAUUCUGUCAUGUGAUCUUAUAUUUUGUGAUUUAUAGUUUAGUAUUUUUUAUAAUCCUCUCUUUAAAGUAUAUAAUAUUUCAGCUGACAUUUAUAAGGAAAGGUGUAACUGCAUUCGAAUUUGAAUGCAACAUCGAAAUCAAGAAUACAAAUUCUUUUCACAAGGAACUUAAAUCAGUAUUUGGUGAUCAUGGAUAUAUGAAUUUUAUUUUUCCUUGCCACAAUAUCUUCCCGAUUAAACAAAAUGCUCUUGAUUGGCCAAAUAUUAAACAAUAAAACAAGGACUAGUCUGAACUAGUCUGUCUAUUACCAAACAAUGAAACAAGGAACUAGUCUGUCUUUCAUCAAACAAUGAAACUAGGAUAUCAUUUGUUCAAAUUUCGGACAAUGAAAUUAGGAAAUAUAUAAAAUAAAACCAAAAUUUAUAUCAAAGAUUCAUGACUGUAUAAUGCUCAUAAAAUGUUUUAAUUGUGCUCUCAAACAUGUACAGGUAGUAGUAUGUAAGUACAUCUUGGGACCUUGGCCAUAAUAAGUUAUCUUGCAACACACAACAUGGCAUGUGUAAAUUCAUUGGGUUUUAGCUAAGAGCUCUCAAUUGGUUUUAAGGACCCAAUUGGACUAAUGAAAUACCAUGAAGUACAUGUAUUUUGCCAUAUUCAGUAGAGCAUUUUAAUAGCUAGAGCUUGGCUAACUAUUUUGAGAAAUUCAGAAUAUCAUAAAUGUCAUUCUAUAGUACUAUUGCACAUGCAUUUGUUAAUCAGCAAACUUCAAAUUACUAAUCAAAGAACUCUCUCCAAGAAUUCUUAGAUAUAGUAAUAGGUUAAUAAAUAGGUACAAUUGCUCAUGUUUUUUAAACUUAGUAUUGUUUACUUUAUUGUUUCAUUCAAUGUAAUGUGGAAUAUAUUGUGGUAAAUACAAGAUCAAAGGACAAUAUUUGAAAGUACAAAAGUGACAAAUCAUAAGUUAGACUGAACGAGUUGAGUCUGCAAUUUAUUUUUAGUUUGAUUUUAUAGUUGUAUAGUUCUGGUUAUGAGAACAUCUUAUGAGCAUUGAUUCAAAAAGUGUAUACUGUUAAAAUAAAGAAGUUAAUAGUGAAUAACUGAAUAAAGAAAAAAA